Soboliphyme baturini is the source of this 518-nucleotide messenger RNA. Lineage: Eukaryota; Metazoa; Nematoda; Enoplea; Dioctophymatida; Soboliphymatidae. The record is from the annotation of a GenBank genome assembly.
AUGGGUUGUGAUUUUAGGUUCUCAGCAGAUAUCGCUUCUAAAAAAGGUCUGAGUGCUGCUGAACUCACUGCCGUUGAAGCUAUUCAUAAGGCCGUUGAAUUUAAUCCUCAUGUGCCAAAAUAUCUCCUUGAAAUGAAGCCACUUAUUUUGCCACCAGAGCAUAUUCUAAAACGUGGUGAUAGUGAGGCAGUGGCAUACGCUUUUUGGCAUAUUCAUCACUGGAAACAAGUCGAAGGAGCUCUCAAUCUUUUGCUUUGUACUUGGGAGGGAACCUUUCGGAUGAUACCGUUUCCACUAGAAAAGGGGCAUAUGUUUUAUCCGUAUCCAGCGUGCACAGAAGCUGCUGAUCGGGAGCUCUUACCAGCGUGGCACGAAAUCAGCGUCUAUCCAAAGAAGGAAUUACCUUUCAUGACACUGUUCACUGCCGGACUGUGCUCAGGAACAGCAGUUCUUGCACUCCUUACGCAUCAGUACCCAGGAACUGCCGCAGAAGUUAUCGCUGUGGUAUGUGCGUAGUU